GAUAAUCAGUUUUGACUUUGAAAGCAGUAAACUUAGUCAGAGAAUUGAAUUCUAAUUGGAAUGCAUCUAAUUAUAUCGUAAAAUAAAAUGAAUAGUAAACGAGCAAGAGAAAAAAGCGAUGAAGUUCCUUCAAAGAAGCGUCAUCUUGAAAACAAUGAUUCUGAGCAAAGUGCUUCAUCAACAAGCAGUUUAGCUGAACUGCCACAUUCUGGUACACAAUUAUUUAAGAAACCCAGAAAUCCAAAAAAUUUCGUUGACUUGACACUUAAAAGCGGCAAAAUUAAACAAAUUCACUUGAAAAACUUUAUGUGCCAUUCUAACUUCCAUGUAAAUUUGAAUAAAAAUGUUAAUGUGUUUGUUGGUCUCAAUGGCAGUGGAAAAUCAGCCAUUUUAACAGCUCUAUCGAUUGGACUUGGAAGUAAAGCAAGCAGCACGUCACGCAGUACUAGCAUCAAGGACUUAGUCAAAAGAGGAGAAACGUCAGCAACCGUUGAAAUAACUUUAACAAACGACGGAUUUGAUUCAUUUGAAGCUGAAACUUAUGGAAAAGAAAUCACAAUCGUUCGAACAAUCAAUAGCAAUUCAGGUGCUUCUACUUACAAACUUAAAAGUGAAACAGGACGAAUCAUAUCAACCAGUCGACAAGAUUUAUCUAAACUUUCGUUGUGUUUGAACAUUCAAGUUGAUAAUCCUGUCCUCAUUCUAAAUCAAGAUGCAGCUCGCUCAUUCUUAAAGGAUUGUGACUCGAAGAAACUUUAUCAAUUUUUCUUGAAAGCAACACAAAUUGAUGCAAUUAUUGAAAAACUUCAUACGUGUCUUAAGUCAGCAUCUUUUUCGAAAGUUCAUUUAGAAAAUUAUAAUCGCCUUAUAAAGACUGAAGAAGAAGAAGUUGUCGUUCUUAAGGAAAAGCAUGAAAAACUUCAAUCAAUUCUCCGUUUGCGUAAUGAUAUUGAAAGAUAUCGUAAUGAGAUUGAAUGGUCGGAAGUGUCAGACAUUGAAAAGAAACUCAAAGAGGCAGAAAAUCAGCUUGAAUCGAAAAGAGAACAAAUCGCAGAAAUCAACAAUUUAGUCAAAAAUCGAGCAAAAAUCGAAAAAGAUUUGAAGGAGAAAAUUCGAGACUUUGGAACAGAAUUUGUUCAUCUUAAAGAAAUCGUCACAUCCAAAGAUGGAAUAACUGAACAGAAUCGUCGUGAAUGUGAAGAAUUACGUGAUAAAUUGAGUACAAUUCAGGGAAGUUUCAACAAUUUAUUAGAAAGAAAGCGACUUGUUGAUGAGAACAUUGCACAACUUGAAGCUGAUCUUGCUGAACGUGAAGCUAAUCCAAUGAAUGUUGAGAACAUGCGCAAACAAAAUGAAAAACGAAUUGUUGAACUGAGUAAGGAGAAAGAAGAUUUAGUUCUGAGAAACACAACAGCACGUCGCGAUUAUCAACAAUUUAAUGACACACUUCUUGAAUAUCGUGAAAAAAUCGAUGCUGCAAACAACCAAAGAACAAACAUUCAAUCGCAGUUUCAAACGUGUACAACACAAAUUCGUCAAAUGAAGAGUUGCUCGGAUGAUUCAUUAUCAGCUUACGGUCAGAGAAUGCCCGAGUUGAUCAAGAAAAUCGAAGAAAUGUUCAAAGGAAAACAGUUUACAGAACUUCCACGUGGACCUUUAGGACGUUACAUUGAAGUGCCUGACAAAAAGUACAAAGAAGCAGUUGAAAAUAUUCUCGAAUCAACAUUACGGGCUUUCUAUGUAAGUUGUGAUAAAGAUCGACUUGUCUUAACGAAACUUCUUCAACAAUAUUCGGAAUUUUCACGUUAUCAAAUCAUCACUGGAUCGUUUCAAAAGAAAGUUUAUGAUGUGCGUAAUGGAAUCGUCCAAUUGCGAUCAAACGUCGGUCGUGUGUUGAUGGAUGUUAUUAAAGUCAACGAUCCAGUUGUGAUAAAUUGUCUCAUCGAUCAAAAGCAUAUUGAAACAAUUGUUUUGGUUGACAACACAGAAAUUGCGAUUGAACUGACACAAGAAAUCGAAAAUGUUCCUCCAAAUUUAAGUCAUGUUGUGUUGUUGAAUCCUUUUUCUGAUUAUUAUCCAGCACCAAAUUAUCGAACAUACUCAAAUCGUUUAAAGCCAGCACGAUAUAUUCAGACCAAUUCCAAUGAUGUUAUUGCUGCUAUUGAACAUCAGAAGAAUGAACUGCAAGAGAAAAUUCGUCAUAUUCAAGAAAUUAGUAAGCAAUAUGAAAAAAAGUUACGUGAACAAGAGAAAUUAGUGACUGAAAAGAAGACUUUAAGUAACGAACUACAAGAGAAGAUUCGUCAGAUUAGUAAAACACUUUCUGAAUUACAAGCAAUUGAAUAUCCUGAUGAAAAUGAGGCUGAGUAUUUACGUACAGAACUUGAAGAGCUGAAAGUUAAGAAGGAAGCAAUAAUUAACAAAAUCAACUCACAGGAAGAGAAAGUCAAAGAAUUGCAAGGAACCGUCGCUCAGAAGGAAUUCGAUUUGAAUAAAUCUCGUGAAGAAGCUCGUGAGACUCGUGAAAAUAUGACAAAAAUUCAAAGUGAGAUCGAAAGCAUUCAACAGAAGCUUAACGAGAUGAGCUCAGAUAUAAGUUUGAAGAAGGAACGCUUACAAGUAUUGAUGGAGGAAGAGAAAACUGCUGACGGCACUUACCAAGAAUUCAAUGCGAGCUUAAGUUCGGCUCUUAAAAAUAUUAAAGGAAAAAGAGUUGAAAAUCCACGACCAGUUAAUGAAAUUAACACACGAAUUCGUUCAGCUGAAAAUCGAAUUCGUAUCAUUGAAGAAAACAACGACAAUAUUUUUGAUGUUGAACUUCAGCUCAACCAUAAGGUUCAACAAGUUGAUAAGAUGAAACAAGUCAUUACUGUUCAUGAACAAGUUUUGCGAAAGCUUGACGACAUUCGAACAUCGCGUUUUAAUUAUGUCAAACGUUUACGUCAACAUAUGUCUCUUCGUGUUAAAAGCAAGUUUAAUGUCCUUAUGAAUUUGCGAAAUUAUUCAGCUGAAGCUGUGAUCGAUCAUAAAGAGAAGACGCUUGAACUGAGAGUUUUACCAAGAGAUUCACAAAUUGCUGGUGCUGUUUCCAACACAAAAAGCUUAUCAGGAGCAUCAUUAACUGAAGGUGAAAGAAUGAAUAUUUGCUAUUUGGCCUUUCCGGACUCAAAUUCAGGUUGCAUGGGUGAUACAAAGUUUCAUGUUUCGUUAAGAACAAACAGUCAAUUAACAAACAAUCAACGAACAUUUAAUCGUGAAUGUCAGCAACAAUUGAGAGCUGAUGUUGGACAUUAUUGGGGAUAUGUUUAUUUUAGACAAGUCAAAGAUGCAACGAGUAAAAGAGGAUAUUUUCAGAAGUCCUUUGUGCUUAUAACGAGACUUCCAUUUCACAAUUUUUUCUACGAACUCAUUCAUCGAUGGGCUCCAGCUUACUUCACUUCAGGCUUAUCAGCACUUGAACAAGGUUGUGAUCAAAUCUCAUCUUGGCCACGUCUCAAUGCAAACUCACAACUUCAACUUCACAUGCUUGGCUCAAUUUACCAGAUCUACAUUCCUGCAGCUGCCAAUCGAUCCUGUCCUGAAACAUCAUCAACACCUGUUGAAGUUGAAGACGUAACAAAUAAUAACUCAGGUCUAAUUCCCAUCUCAAUCACAUCACCCAACGAAAUUGACAUCUUUGGCCCUCUUCAUACGAUAAUUCAUCAUAUUCAGUUAAUGUGGGAAUUGGUGUUGCUUGGUGAGCCACUUGUGAUAAUUGCAACAUCGCCUACCGACUCAAGUCAUAUGGUUCAGGCUUUAAUGAGUCUCAUAUAUCCACUUGAUUAUCAUCCAGAAGUUUAUCCAUAUUUUACAAUUCAUAAUACUGAGUUUCGUGAGUUUGCUGGUGCUUCUAUCCCACCUUCAGUGAUUCUUGGCGUUACAAAUCCAUAUUUUGCUAAGACUCUUCAAUCAUGGCCACAUACAGUGAGGAUAAGUGAACCAUUACAAAUACAACAUAAUAGUGAACAUCCAGUGCCACAUAGAAAGCUUGAGAGAGUGAGAAGUCUUCAAAAAUUCCUAAUGGACACAACCGGAUCAAUCUAUACACAAUAUCGGCCAUUUCUACAGAAAGAUAAGACAAUUGUGAAGAAAGUACUGAAUGGUGUGAAACCCCGACGACCCAUAGCCGUUCAAUCAGUGAUAUUGAGACGAUAUUUCCUCGAGCUAACCCAAAGUUUUAUGAUUCCACUUGAACGUUACAUGUCGACACUUAUGCCAUUAGCAAAAGAUAUUUCAGCAUUUCGUGCUCCACCUGUGCCAGCACAGUUCAGAGAAGAAACUUUUCUUGGGACUCUUGAACUGUCGGGACCACAUUUAACUUCACAAGUGAAAGGUGAUUACGAAGGGUUGUACAAAAAAUUUUUCCGUUCAGCAAACUUCCGUGGUUGGUAUGAAUCAAGAAGAAUGGAGCAGCUGGAGAAGCUGGAAGAACUUCAUCAAGAAGCUUUAGCUAAAGAAGAUUUAAGAAAAUGGAUUGUAGGAAAGCAAGAAGUUGAAAUUGUUGAUAUGAUACUUUGCAUCAAACAAAAACUUCAACUUCCGGUUACUUCAAAUUCAACGCUGACACCACCAGAACCAUCCAUAUUUGUGGCAAUCAAGAGAAACAUUAGGGAUAAAUUAAUGAAGCAGCUAGACGAUCUUAUGGACUAUGUAGAGCUUUUUCGAAGUUUAAUUAUGUCUGAGUAUCAGCCAAUUGCCACAAACAGUCCAACCCACCAGACUCACAUUUAUGACGCUGAAUUACAUCGAGAGCAAUGUCCUGAUAUUGUUGGAAUUUUAUCAAAAAAAGUUGCCAAAGGUUGUACAACAAGUACCCUUAAAAGCAGAUUACCGAUACUCGAAUGGCUACCGAACUACAAAUUUUCGUUUCUUCUUGAAGAUUUUGUAGCCGGGCUGAGUGUUGGAUUAACAGCAAUUCCACAAGGCAUUGCAUACGCUGUUGUGGCUGGUUUGCCUCCCCAAUAUGGUCUCUACUCGGGCUUUAUGGGCGUUUUCGUGUAUGCCUUGUUUGGUAGCUGCAAAGAUAUCACACUGGGACCGACAGCAAUUAUGGCCUUGAUGGUAAAUUCUGCGGUUGUCAAUUUGAAUGUCGACUUCGCGAUUCUUGCAACAUUUUUGAGCGGUUGUCUGAUAUUUUUGUUAGGAUUUCUAAACUUAGGUUUCCUCGUACAAUUUAUAUCGGCACCAACGAUAGUCGCUUUUAUAACAGCAGCAACGAUCACAAUUGGAAGCGGACAAGUCAAGCCGUUAUUGGGUAUAUCGAGUGGAUCUUCAAGUGAAUUUCUUGAUGCGUGGGAGAAUGUUUUCAAACAUUAUGAUGAAAUUAAAUGGACUGACACGUUGCUUGGAGUUUUCUCUUUGGCAUUGUUAAUUGGAAUGAAGAAUUUAACGAAAUUGAACACAGGGAAAAUGUUUUUCAAAUAUUUAUCGAUCUCACGAAACGCUCUUGUCGUCAUUAUGGGAAUCGCCUUAGCUUACGUCUUUUAUAUUAAUGGAAGUGAACCUUUCCGUCUUACCGGAAAGAUCCAAGAUGGCUUUCCGGGAUUUUCACUUCCACCAUUCACAGCAGAAUUCAAGGGCGAAACUUAUGACUUCAUUGACAUGGUCAAAGCUUUGGGACUCUCUCUGGUUACAAUUCCACUUGUAUCUAUUCUCGAAAGUGUCGCCAUAGCUAAAGCUUUAAGCAAAGGAAAACUGGUUGAUGCAACACAAGAAAUGCUUGCUUUGGGGUUGUGCAAUAUUGCUUCAGCUUUUGUUAAGUCGAUUCCUAUAACUGGAUCCUUUACACGAACUGCUAUUAAUCAUGCUUCAGGUGUAAGAACUCCAUUGGGUGGUUGCUUUACGGGCGCUUUAGUUCUUUUAGCUCUUGGUCUUCUUACUGGAACUUUUUACUUCAUUCCGAAAACUGUGCUGGCUGCUGUUAUCAUUGCUGCAAUGAUUGGCAUGUUUGAGUUGGGUGAAAUAAUUAAAAUCUACAAAACGAAACGAAGCGACAUCAUUCCUUUCAUUGGAACUUUCAUUGUUUCCCUUUUGAUGGGAUUGGAAUACGGAAUUCUUUUGGGAAUUGGAAUCAACAUUCUUUUUACACUUUACAACACUUCACGACCCAAGAUCACUGUUGAAGUGGCCAAGAUUAAUGAUCACGAGAUUCUCGUUAUCACACCCGAUCAGAGCUUGAUUUAUUCUGCUGCCGAACACUUCAAAUCUGUUGUAAUAAAAAAGGCGACAAUUGACUUUAGUUCCGCGGAUAUUGUUGUUAUUGACGGAUCUUCAGUCAACUUUAUCGACACAACAGUAGCAAAGAUAACUUCGUCAAUUGUCACAGAUUUACAACUUAGAGAUAAGAAAUUAUUCUUCUGGAACUGGAAGCGUGAGCCUUUCAGCGUCAUGAUGCGUUACAAUCAUCAGUAUUUUGAGCUUUUUAAACAUUCAGAAACACUUCAUGAUUUAGUUAUUCAACUAAAAGAAAAUGAAGCAUUGAAUGAUCCGCUGUUUCUUCAUCGGAACUUAAGUUACAUGAAAGGGAGAUCAACUCGUAAUCACAAAAGAAGAGCUUGUUUUAAAAUAACAGAUAUGAUGAAAAAUAAAAAUGAGGAGAAUGAAAAAGACGCAAACGCUAAUGAAAAUCUUAUCAUAGCGUUUGUUCGUUUUAAGGAUGAAGUCCUCAAUGCAAAGAAUGUAAAAGUGGAAACAAAGCUAGAAAAGGUUUCACACAAACGCCGCAAAGAAGGAACAUCUGGACAAAAUCUCAUAAACAUUGGCCUUUCAAAAGUCGAUGUUAAUGUUGAUAACAAUGGAAGUGAAUUAUUGCCCGCGAUUUGUGUCACAAAUGACCAAUUUGAGCGUGAAAAUCCACAAACAUCAUAUCAGUUGACUUUCGAUAUUGAAGCAAUUACAGCAUUUGUACCAAAGGAUAGUGGUGACGAGCAGCCAUCUAAACUUCCUUGCGUGAGUAAACAAUAUCACGCUGAAUUGCCUGUAUACGAUAAGUGUGGAAGGAAUUUACUUCUCAGUGGAGUUUACCAUGUCACUGCUUUAGAGACGAAUUUUUUUCGUCCAUCGCGAAUGCCGUGUUGGGAGAGUUUCUCAAAUGACUCUGAUCAACACAUCAUGAACUGGGCGGAAGAAGUGAACAAGCAUUUCUUUGCUGAAAAGGAUNAAAUGUUUUUCAAAUAUUUAUCGAUCUCACGAAACGCUCUUGUCGUCAUUAUGGGAAUCGCCUUAGCUUACGUCUUUUAUAUUAACGGAAGUGAACCUUUCCGUCUUACUGGAAAGAUCCAAGAUGGCUUGCCAGGAUUUUCACUUCCACCGUUCACAACAGAGUUUAAGGGCGAAACUUAUGAGUUCAUUGACAUGGUCAAAGCUUUGGGACUCUCUCUGGUUACAAUUCCACUUGUAUCUAUUCUCGAAAGUGUCGCCAUAGCUAAAGCUUUAAGCAAAGGAAAACUGGUUGAUGCAACACAAGAAAUGCUUGCUUUGGGGUUGUGCAAUAUUGCUUCAGCUUUUGUUAAGUCGAUUCCUAUAACUGGAUCUUUUGCACGAUCUGCUAUAAAUCAUGCUUCAGGUGUAAGAACUCCAUUGGGUGGUUGCUUUACGGGCGCUUUAGUUCUUUUAGCUCUUGGUCUUCUUACUGGAACUUUUUACUUCAUUCCGAAAACUGUGCUGGCUGCUGUUAUCAUUGCUGCAAUGAUUGGCAUGUUUGAGUUGGGUGAAAUAAUUAAAAUCUACAAAACGAAACGAAGCGACAUCAUUCCUUUCAUUGGAACUUUCAUUGUUUCCCUUUUGAUGGGAUUGGAAUACGGAAUUCUUUUGGGAAUUGGAAUCAACAUUCUUUUUACACUUUACAACACUUCACGACCCAAGAUCACUGUUGAAGUGGCCAAGAUUAAUGAUCACGAGAUUCUCGUUAUCACACCCGAUCAGAGCUUGAUUUAUUCUGCUGCCGAACACUUCAAAUCUGUUGUAAUAAAAAAGGCGACAAUUGACUUUAGUUCCGCGGAUAUUGUUGUUAUUGACGGAUCUUCAGUCAACUUUAUCGACACAACAGUAGCAAAGAUAACUUCGUCAAUUGUCACAGAUUUACAACAUGCAGAUAAGAAAUUAUUCUUCUGGAACUGGAAGCACAGUCCAACCCACCAGACUCACAUUUAUGACGCUGAAUUACAUCGAGAGCAAUGUCCUGAUAUUGUUGGAAUUUUAUCAAAAAAAGUUGCCAAAGGUUGUACAACAAGUACCCUUAAAAGCAGAUUACCGAUACUCGAAUGGCUACCGAACUACAAAUUUUCGUUUCUUCUUGAAGAUUUUGUAGCCGGGCUGAGUGUUGGAUUAACAGCAAUUCCACAAGGCAUUGCAUACGCUGUUAUUGCUGGUUUGCCUCCCCAAUAUGGUCUCUACUCGGGUUUCAUGGGCGUUUUCGUGUAUGCUUUGUUUGGUAGCUGCAAAGAUAUCACACUGGGACCGACAGCAAUAACGGCCUUGUUGAUAAAUUCUGCGGUUGUUAAUUUGAAUGUCGACUUCGCGAUUCUUACAACAUUUUUGAGCGGUUGUCUGAUAUUUUUGUUAGGAUUUCUAAACUUAGGUUUCCUCGUACAAUUUAUAUCGGCACCAACGGUAGUCGCUUUUAUAACAGCAGCAACGAUCACAAUUGGAAGCGGACAAGUCAAGCCGUUAUUGGGUAUAUCGAGUGGAUCUUCAAAUAGAGAUCCAUUCUUCCAAACUUUCGAGAAGCCAACUCAAAUAUAUCGAUAUCUUAAAACGCGUUUCGUAGCAUCUCCGCUGUUUCUUCAUCGGAACUUAAGUUACAUGAAAGGGAGAUCAACUCGUAAUCACAAAAGAAGAGCUUGUUUUAAAAUAACAGAUAUGAUGAAAAAUAAAAAUGAGGAGAAUGAAAAAGACGCAAACGCUAAUGAAAAUCUUAUCAUAGCGUUUGUUCGUUUUAAGGAUGAAGUCCUCAAUGCAAAGAAUGUAAAAGUGGAAACAAAGCUAGAAAAGGUUUCACACAAACGCCGCAAAGAAGGAACAUCUGGACAAAAUCUCAUAAACAUUGGCCUUUCAAAAGUCGAUGUUAAUGUUGAUAACAAUGGAAGUGAAUUAUUGCCCGCGAUUUGUGUCACAAAUGACCAAUUUGAGCGUGAAAAUCCACAAACAUCAUAUCAGUUGACUUUCGAUAUUGAAGCAAUUACAGCAUUUGUACCAAAGGAUAGUGGUGACGAGCAGCCAUCUAAACUUCCUUGCGUGAGUAAACAAUAUCACGCUGAAUUGCCUGUAUACGAUAAGUGUGGAAGGAAUUUACUUCUCAGUGGAGUUUACCAUGUCACUGCUUUAGAGACGAAUUUUUUUCGUCCAUCGCGAAUGCCGUGUUGGGAGAGUUUCUCAAAUGACUCUGAUCAACACAUCAUGAACUGGGCGGAAGAAGUGAACAAGCAUUUCUUUGCUGAAAAGGAUACAAAUCCCUUUAAAACUUUCGAAAGUACGCCUCAAAUUGAGCUUUACAUCAAGCGAUCACGAUCGAAACCACUGGAGGAUUUUAUUGAAAGACCAACAUUUUUAUCAGACCAUCAUAAUAAUAACAGCGACAAAGAAAAUACGACAAAUAACAAUUCAAUAACAUCAAAUGGCGUUAAUGGACAUCAUAACAAUUCAACAACACUUGAGCCUUCUUCAAAACCUUUCAUAUUUCAGUUUGUUGUUAACAGUAGUACAAAACAGCGAACUGAAGAGCGAAUGGAUUUCGUUUGUCCUUGGUGUAGUCUUAACUGCAUGAGAAUUUACUCGUUGUUAAAACAUUUAAAGCUUUCGCAUGCUCGUUUGCUUUUUCAAUACAUCGAUGAAGGAUCGAAAGGACGGAUUGACGUUUAUGUGAAUGACAUGUACGAUGGAUCUUACAGCGGGGCACCACAUGAUGUUCUUCUUGGCUCUCAACGGGGUCCGACACGUCGAAAUGUUGUCACAAAUAUUAUGGUUUUUAGACCACGUCGGCCAACUUACAAUAUGACUGAAUUCCUUGAAGCUGAUGAUGGCGAAUUGGAUCAACAGCGACAGUACAUUUCAGGUCAUAAUAGAAUUUAUUAUCAUAGCGAAACUUGCAUACCAAUUAUGCCAAAAGAGCUUGAUUAUGAUUCUGAAGGUGAACCCGAUCCAAAGUGGCUUCAAAGGACUACAAAACAAAUGAUUGAUGAAUUUACAGAUGUAAAUGGAGGUGAGAAGGAACUCAUGAAGCUUUGGAACCUUCACAUUAUGAAACACUUAUUUGUUGGAGAUUGUCAAAUAAGUCUCGCAUGCGAUCUUUUUCUUAAUGAAAAAGGAAAGGAAUUGAUUGAGAAGAAUCUUACAAGAAAUUAUAUUGUACAUCUUAGUUCGUUGUUCAAUUAUGGCCUAAUUUCGCCUCGCACAAUUGAUAAAAACAUUAAAACAUUAAAUAAAUUGCAAAAAGAAUUCACAGAUCGCUACGAAAUAAAGAAAGCGAGACAAGUUCAGACUCAAAAUUGGUUGUCAAGAAGCGACCAGGAAGUCAACAACAAAAAGUUUUUGGAUAAUUUGACACCAACAAAAUCAGGCAGUUCCUUAAAGCUUUCAGGAAAAGGCAACAAGAUGCUAAUCAAAAGUGUUGGCAUAAUGAAAGUUUUGAUUUUUUGUUCUUUACUUGCUUUCGCUGCAAGCUGUUAUGGAUUUUCUUUUCCUGUGAUUCGUAACACUAAAGCAGAAGGAUGUGUGGGAGAUGUCUGUGGGCCUCACUGUGCAUGGGAAGAUGUUAAAAUUCUUCCUGGUCAAUUUUUGAACCGUGCCGGACAUUGUCAGAAACUAUUUUGUGCUGAUAAUUUUGACAUUCGAAUCACUCCAUGUCCAUUUGAUAUGUACGGUGAAUUCGAAUGGAUUGACAAAGACAAAACAAAGCUUUAUCCAGAAUGUUGUGGAACUAAAACAAAGAAGAAGCGUUUAUUCUUCAAGAGUGCUAAUCAAAAGUGUUGCAUAAUGAAAGUUUUGAUUUUCUGUUCUUUACUUGUUUUUGCUGCAAGAUGUUAUGGAUUCUCUCAACCAGUGAUUCGUGACACUAAAGCCGAAGGAUGUGUAGGAGAAGUUUGUGGGCCUCACUGUGCAUGGGAAGAUGUGAAACUUUUUCCUGGUCAGAUUUUGAACCGAGCCGGACGUUGUCAAGAACUUCUUUGCGUUGGAAAUUUUGACAUUCACAUCACUCCAUGUCCAUUUGAUAUGCGCGGUGAAUNGGCAAAAUAUCUAAAUAAGUGGAGUGGAAGUGCGCAUUUCAAAAUGAAACAAAUAUUUGUGAUUGUUAUAACGGUGAACUUAAUCUGGAUAUGUUUAGCAAUGCAGACAUCGCGAGUACCGGCUAAAGCCGAGGGUUGCGUGGGCGAAAAUAAUUGUGGCACGCUAUGUGAAUAUGAUGGACACAAGUUCUUUCCUGGAAUGAACGAAACACUUUAUCGUGAUUUUACCUGUCUUGAAAUGAAAUGUUCCGAUGACUUUCAUGUCGAAUUUGAGCCUGUUGGCAUAAUGAAAGUUUUGGUUUUCUGUUCUUUACUUGCUUUCGCUGCAAGCUGUUAUGGAUUCUCUCAACCAGUGAUUCGUAACACUAAAGCAGAAGGGUGUAUAGGAGAUGUCUGUGGGCCUCACUGUGCAUGGGAAGAUGUGAAACUUUUUCCUGGUCAGAUUUUGAACCGAGCCGGACGUUGUCAAGAACUUCUUUGCGUUGGAACUUUUGACAUUCACAUCACUCCAUGUCCAUUUGAUAUGCGCGGUGAAUUCGAGUGGAUCAACAAAGAUAACACAAAGUUGUUUCCAGAAUGUUGUGGAACUAAAACUGAGAAGAAGUUAUGAACAUUGAUGUCGAAUGAGAAGGAUUUUGUUAAUACAUUUGAUAGAAAUUCUGUACAGUUUUGAUCAAUAAACAUUAAUCCGAAAAUUUAAAACUCUUAA
Messenger RNA from Clunio marinus, 11970 nucleotides. NCBI's taxonomy places the organism in Eukaryota, Metazoa, Arthropoda, Insecta, Diptera, Chironomidae. The record is from the annotation of a GenBank genome assembly.